AUGCGACUAUCCUCCAUCGUCCUUCCUGCGUUCUUCGUCCUGUUGGAGAUGUACCCCAUUCUCUUACAGUCGUACAUCUCUCCCACAAAAGAUCUUGUGUGCAUCACUCUCAUCUCCAUCCCUGCUUCGCACGGAAAUCUCGACGGAUUCGGUCACGGGCAGUCGAACCCCACGUAUCUCCUGGAAGUAUCGUCCGCGCAUGGCUCUCAGCCCGCCAGAUUCGUGCUAAGGAAGAAACCGCCUGGUCACCUGCUCAAGUCCGCUCAUGCCGUGGAGCGAGAAUUCCAGGUGCUGGCAGCGCUGGGCUCACCGGAUGCAGGAGCAGCGGUGCUCGUGCCGGCAGUGCACGCCCUCUGCACCGACCCCUCCGUUAUAGGCACGCCCUUUUACAUCAUGGACUUCGUCCCUGGCCGCAUCUUCACCGACCCUUGCCUCCCUGAUCUACCGCCUGCCGUCCGGACGCAGAUCUACACCGCGAUGGCCGGCACGCUUGCCGCCCUGCACUCCGCCCGCCUGCCCCAGCUGCAAAAAGACGGGUUCGGCCGGCCGGACAGCUACUGCCGGCGGCAGGUGGAGCGGUGGGCAAAGCAGUACGAGGCGUCUGUGAAAUCCAUAGGGGAGGAGUUUAGGGAAGAGGAUGUGAAGAUGAGGGGGCUGAUUGCGUGGCUGAGGGCGAAUGUGCGUGGGGAAGAUGCAGCAGCGGAGGGGGUGAUGCGAGGGGUGGUGCACGGGGACUUUCGGCUCGAUAACCUCGUGUUUCACCCCACAGUGGUGAGGAUGAGGGGGCUGAUUGCGUGGCUGAGGGCGAAUGUGCGUGGGGAAGAUGCAGCAGCGGAGGGAGGUGAGGCAAAGCAGUACGAGGCGUCAGUGAAAUCCAUAGGGGAAGAGUUUAGGGAGGAGGAUGAGAGGAUGAGGGGGCUGGUUGCGUGGCUGAGGGCGAAUGUGCGUGGGGAAGAUGCAGCAGCGGAAGGGGUGAUGCGAGGCGUGGUACAUGGGGACUUUCGACUGGAUAACCUCGUGUUUCAUCCCAUAGAGGUGAGAAUGAGGGGGCUGAUUGCGUGGCUGAGGGCGAAUGUGCGUGGGGAAGAUGCAGCAGCGGAAGGGGUGAUGCGAGGCGUGUACGAGGCGUCAGUGAAAUCCAUAGGGGAAGAGUUUAGGGAGGAGGAUGAGAGGAUGAGGGGGCUGGUUGCGUGGCUGAGGGCGAAUGUGCGUGGGGAAGAUGCAGCAGCGGAAGGGGUGAUGCGAGGCGUGGUGCAUGGGGACUUUCGCCUGGAUAACCUCGUGUUUCAUCCCAUAGAGGUGAGAAUGAGGGGGCUGAUUGCGUGGCUGAGGGCGAAUGUGCGUGGGGAAGAUGCAGCAGCGGAAGGGGUGAUGCGAGGCGUGGUGCAUGGGGACUUUCGACUCGAUAACCUCGUGUUUCAUCCCACAGAGCCGCGGGUGGUGGCUGUGCUGGACUGGGAGCUAUCCACGCUUGGAAACCAGAUGUCUGAUGUCGCCUACUGCUGCCUUCCGUACCACCUGCCGCCAUCCCAGCCAGGAGCCAUGCUGCCAUCUCUGGGCAUCACCCAGCUGCCAGGGGGGCCGGCAGCAGGACCGUUGCCUGCUGGCAUUCCCUCAGAGGCGCAGUUCGUGCGCACCUACUGCCACGAGAUACAGCGCCUGCAGGGCGUCAGCCUAUGGCCUGUUGACACCUGGCGCUUUUACGUGGCCCUUUCGCUUUUCCGCGGCGCUGCUAUCUUCACAGGAAUCUACCAACGCGCACUGCAGGUAGUGCAGAAUGAGAGAUACUGCAAUGAGUGGUUGCGCUUCUCCCACAUUGAUCGCAUCGCCGCAUUACAUGGGCAUGAAUCACCAUUCGGUCCCCCCUGCUCUUCCCUCCCCAGCUCGUCCUUCCUUACCUCUCUUCUCCCGUACACUGUCCUCCCCUCCUUCCCCCUCAGGGCAAUGCAUCAUCCAGCAGGGCAGGCCAGCCCGCGGGCCGAGGCGCUGAGGAGGCGAGUGGCGGAGUUUGUAACGCAAGAGGUGCUGCCUAUAGAGGGGAUACUGGAGGAGCAUGCAGUGGGGGAGGCACGAUGGACGAUUCACCCCCUGGUGGAGCAUUUGAAGGAAAAGGCCAAGCAGGCUGGUCUGUGGAACCUCUGGAUUCCUGCUCUGAGGCCCAUGCAGUGGGGCACGGUGGACGAUUCACCCCCUGGUGGAGCAAUUGAAGGGGAAGGCAAGCAGGCUGGGCUGUGGAACCUCUGGAUUCCCGCUCUGGAUGCAGGUGUGCCUGUAGCGCCUGUCCUGCGCGAGUGCCAGAGCCGGGGGCUGCUGGGGGUGGGGCUGUCGAAUCUGGACCAUGCGCACGCCAUUUCCCACCGUCCCCAAGCUUCUCCGCCAUUUCCCCCCCUUUCCCUCUCCCCUCUCUCAGGAUGCAGGUGUGCCUGUAACGGCUGUCCUGCGCGAGUGCCAGAGCCGGGGGCUGCUGGGGGUGGGGCUGUCGAAUCUGGACCAUGCGCACGCCAUUUCCCACCGUCCCCAAGCUUCUCCGCCAUUUCCCCCCCUUUCCCUCUCCCCUCUCUCAGGAUGCAGGAUGCAGGUGUGCCAGUAACGCCUGUCCUGCACGAGUGCCAGAGCCGGGGGCUGCUGGGAGCAGGGCUGUCGAAUCUGGACUAUGCGCACGUGUGCAAGGAGAUGGGCAAGAGCGUGUGGGCGCCUGAGCUCUUCAACUGCUCCGCGCCUGACACAGGCAACAUGGAGGUGUGGAUAAAUGGGAUUCGGCUGCUAAGGGCGAGGCUGUCGAAUCUGGACUAUGCGCACGUGUGCAAGGAGAUGGGCAAGAGCGUGUGGGCGCCUGAGCUCUUCAACUGCUCCGCGCCUGACACAGGCAACAUGGAGGUUCUCCUGCGCUACGGCAACGAGCAGCAGCAACGGGAGUGGCUGGUGCCUCUUCUAGAAGGCAAGAUCCGUUCGUGCUUCGCCAUGACGGAACCACGAGUGGCGUCCAGCGAUGCCACCAACAUUGAGGCGCGGAUAGAGAGUGCGGAAGACCACUAUAUCUUACACGCCCACAAGUGGUGGGCCAGCGGUGCGUCUGACCCGCGCUGCCAGCUCGCCAUCUUCAUGGGCAAACACCCCGAGCGAGCCGCGUCCUCUGGUCCCCACUCCGCGCCCGCACACAGGCAGCAGUCCAUGCUGCUCGUGCCCAUGAAUGCCCCUGGGGUAACGGUGGUGCGGCCGCUGCUGGUGUUUGGGUAUGAUGAUGCACCGCACGGGCACUCCGAGGUGCUGUUUGAAGGGGUUAAAGUGCCCAAGGCGAACGUGCUGCUGGGCGAAGGGCGAGGUUUUGAGAUUGCCCAGGGUCGGUUGGGUCCCGGUCGGUUGCACCACUGCAUGAGGCUGAUAGGAGCCACAGAGCGAGCCAUGGACUGCAUGCUCCAGCGGGCUCUCUCCCGGGUGGCGUUCGGGCGCCCGCUGGGCGGCAACGAGUCGGUGGUGCGGGAUACUGCCGAAUGCCGCAUCACGCUGGAGGCGGCACGGCUGCUGGUGCUGCAGGCGGCUGCUGAGUUGGAUGCCAAGGGGAACAAGGAGGCUCGAAUUGCCAUUGCCAUGGCUAAGGUGGCUGCGCCCCGGGCAGCUCAAAAAGUUCUCGACAGGGCAAUCCAGGUGCAUGGGGGCGGGGGGGUGAGCUCAGACUUCCCGCUUGCCCGCCUGUGGACGGCAGCGCGCACUCUGCGCAUUGCUGACGGUCCAGAUGAGGUGCACCUGGCUUCGAUUGGAAAGAAGGAGCUGCGAGAUUGGCAGAAGAAGAUGAUGGGGGGUGCCAGGAGUGGCAGGUCGGGUAAGAGUGGAGGGUCAGCCCGGUUGUAG
Closterium sp. Yama58-4 is the source of this 3849-nucleotide messenger RNA. Lineage: Eukaryota; Viridiplantae; Streptophyta; Zygnematophyceae; Desmidiales; Closteriaceae. The record is from the annotation of a GenBank genome assembly.